Ruditapes philippinarum (Manila clam) is the source of this 4069-nucleotide messenger RNA. RefSeq lists its product as uncharacterized. The transcript is spliced from 6 exons. The coding region runs from base 139 to 3456 and encodes 1105 amino acids. Lineage: Eukaryota; Metazoa; Mollusca; Bivalvia; Venerida; Veneridae. The record is from RefSeq and is a predicted model, not a curated record.
CCAUCGGUACACCUCGGACAGCUUUAAUAGAUAUCAGGUUUAAACCUGUAACAAAUAUAAUUACAUGAAAACAAUGGCGGUAGCGAAUUACAGUAAACAUUGAAAAAAAAAAGUUUAAAGGAUUGGUUAUUGACAAGAAUGUCUCUUCAACCCGAUUUAGGAAAUAAAGGCAAUUGUUAUUGGGUUAAAGCAGCAGUUGGUUUAAAAUAUUUAGGAGAAGGACUUUUCCCUUUUUGCGAUAAAAUUGUGAGACAACAGCAUGCUAAAAUUUUAGAUACUGUGAAAAACAAGAACGGCGUCACAAAAGUUUUUUGUAAUGAAUGCUCAAUCCAAAACCUUCUUCCAAACCAUGAAUCUAAAAAAGGCAAUCCGUGCCCAAAAGGACGGAAGGAAUGUAAUUGCUGCAUAAAAGCGGCUAAGGCAUGUCCCAAUAAUGUAUGCGGUGUUGUAUAUGACAUUAUCUUUGACAGUUAUCGCGCAUUACCACAACCUCCGUAUUGGAGAAAUACUAAUGCGCAAAAAUGGUGUGAGGAUCCUUGGGCUAUCGCCAAAUGCUUCAUUAAUAUUAAUGGAUACGCAAUAUUGGCAGCCGAAGACAUUGACUCAAUAGGGCUGUUGAGUCUAAUUAUUAACAACUCUGAAUUCCACCAAAAUGAAACAAAUAAUCCUAUUGAUGGAGAUGAUCCACUAUCGAAGGUUAAAGUACAUAGGAAUAAUAUCUUUCACUCAAGCUCCAUGGAAUUAGACAAAGCUGUGUCAGACAGUUAUAUUGAUGACAUGAUAGGCGUUUUGGAAUAUCUUGAUGAACUAAAAGAGAGAACUGAAGCGAAAAAUGCAGUUGAUAAGCUUAAAAAACUUAAGCAAGAUGACUACAUCAUCACCACACAAGACAAGCUACACGCUUUAUAUGAUGCACAAAAGAUCUUGAAUGAUGGUUAUCAAAGUCUUCACGAGAGAGUUCAAACCCUGGAAGAUGAUAAGAAAAGGGAACAAUCAUUAAAAGACAUCCAGGCGGCAGUUGCUUACCAAAAAUCAAUAUUAGAUUUUAAAACCAAGCUGAUAAAUCUCUACAGAAGCAGCACAUUACGCGUGAAUCCAAUGCCUUUUCAGACAGACCAAGAAUAUUGCAAUUUUCAAGAUAUCUAUGUAAAACCACAUAUUAUUCUUAAAUCAGCUGAUGAUACUGGGAGAGAUAGAGAAAUUACAUCAAUAUCUGAUGUGUUUAUGAAUGACAACAAACAGGCGAAAUCUGUUUUUGUAUUUGGAGAGGCAGGAUCUGGUAAGACUAGUUUUUGUUUAAGUUUGGUAUAUUUUUGGUGUAUGGCACACUCACCAGAAGGGCAGAUCAAUGACGGAUUUCGAGGAAUGACUGAAAUGAAGAAGUACGAAUUUCUGUUCUACGUUUCCAUGCGCCACUGUCACGAUACACGAACAAUACAUGACAUGAUCAUAAAGCAGUAUAAAGACAAAGAAGAUGUCAUUAAGGAACUUUUACAUAAAGAAUCUGAUAAACUCUUAAUCAUAUUAGACGGUUUAGAUGAAUGGACGACGGAGCCGGUUCCAACAGAAUUAAGUGACCAGUUUCAAAUAAAACACGCACCAGUUCGUGACUAUCUUAAAGAUUACACAUUAGUUGAAACGUCAAGACUGAGGCAAGCAAUGACAAAAACUAAGUCAGAACGGUGCAUUGAAAUCAAAGGAAUUUCUAAAGAAUCUGUUUCGUAUGUAAUAGAGAAAACAAUCAAUCAUUUUGAUAAAAAAUUGAAAACAAGCAAAGAUGCCAGUCGGUGUGAGAAUGAGCUGAACGAUAUUAGCUAUGAAGAUAUGAAGUGCAUUCCAUUAAUGUUGCAUUAUUUGAUAUGUCUAUGGUAUGACAACAAAUUGGUGAGUAACUUUUUAGCUGCAAUAUUUGCAGAAAUAUUAAAACGGUAUUUUGACUGGUACAUUAAAAAAAAUAGAAAAGGUCCACAGUAUGAAGAACUAAGGCGGAAAAUAUCAGAAUUAGCAUACAAAAUGGUUGUAAACAGGACACCUUCGUUACCCUUUGACGAUUCCACAAGAGCGGAACUGAAAAUAUCAACGGAAGAUUGGCAGUGCAUGAUGGAUCUUGGAAUACUAUCAAAAGAACGAGGUCGGAUUAUGUGUGUUAGUGAAAGUCCAAAGGAAUUGGUUUCUUUCGUUCAUAAAACUUUACAGGAAUUUCUGUGUGCUCUGUAUCUUGAAGAUGAAUGUAAUACAGAUCUUGAUGCAGUUGUUGACUUUUGUGAGCACUGGAUCAUUCAAGAUAUAUUAGAUCAUGCUAAUAUAUUUGUGUUCCUCUUUGGUUUACAGCCUGAAAUCUCGAAAACUAUCUCAUGUUCCAUUUAUAACAAAUGCACGGAUGACACACAUAUAAAAGAGUAUAGAACAGAAAGAGGAUUUUCAUCUAAGCAUUGUAAACUGGUUUCCGAUAUCCAGAACUUUAUCUUAAAAUGUGUCACAGAAAUGAAGAAAAGCCGAGACAAUUUUAAGCCACAAAUUCAUUUGGGAGAUGUAGUUGUUAAUGAUUAUUUCAUUUGUGAUGAAUACUUCUGCACGAGUCUUGAUGAAGAAUAUAUCAUACCCGACCGUGUACUGUCUAUCAACGUCGAUAUUCACAAAGAUGAUGAGAACUUAUGCAGUGUUUUCAAAUACAUAGCUAAAUGCUGUAAACUUGAAAAUAUGUCAAUCCAAUUAUCUGACGAUUAUCCCGGCGAGGUUGAAGAUGUGGACAAUAUCUAUUCUAGCUUUAAUUUAAAUGCUUUGCAACUAAAAUCUCUAUUUCUUACUUGUAAAUCAAAAGAAAAAUAUAGUGCAAUACCGAGAUCUUUGGUCCGUAAACUUCCGAAUAUGGACAAAUUGAUGGUUAUCGAAAUGGAAGAUGUGAUUUUGGCAGAUAAGGACUGUGAGGAGCUCUGCAAAAUAAUAUCUGACAAAACGCAGUUGGAGAGGUUAUCACUUAGAAUGUUUUGUAAAUGUGGAACACAGCACGCUCUCGAUCUACGCAGACACCUGCAUCUGAAAUACCUAAGCCUUGACAAUGCAGUAAAUGUUACAUUUCCGAAUUGUUCAAAACUUACAACAUUUAAGUUCUCUGACAUUAACACCACCAAUUAUAUGAAUAUAUUUGAAAGUCUGAAGACAGCAGGACAUCUUUUAGAGCUUGAGUUUAGAAGUAUUAAACGCAUCGAGUGUGAUAAAGAAGAAAAUGUAGCAAAAUCGCUUGAAGGGUUGCUUCAAUCUCUGACACAGUUGGAAAUCUUAAAACUGUACAAUUUGGCUUUCUCAAAAAAUGUACUACGAAUGUCAAUUAAAAUAAGGCACUUAAGGGCGAUUCAUUUAUAUGAUGACCAGAUGAGCUCUGAAUCAAUGCAUGCUUUUUGUGACGGUUUAUCUCUUGGUGAAAUUGUUGUAUACCUGAACUCUGAGCGGCUUUGAACUAGUAUUUGUUAUGUCGGAUAAAUUUACGUCAUACUAAUUUCGGGACGGCGUUGGAAGAAAUCACGUUCAGGAUGUAUGUUCAAGUGUAUAUGGGAAGAUUAUGAAGCGUUGCAUCAUAUAAUUAACGCACCAGAUAAACUCAAAGUAAUUGAAUGAAGAAGAAAGAUGCGGAAAACUCAGGUCGGCACAACGCAAAACAGAAAUAAUGACAGUGUAACUUUUAAAUCUCGAACAUUUGUGGAACUAGCUAAAACGUUAGCAUUUUGGGUGUUUCCGGAAUUCCGAAGUACGAAAUUAUAACAUGAAAAAACAGUUGUGUUAAGACUUUCUGUAAAUAUAUGAAACUUAUAAAAAAAUGACAUAGAUUUAUUAUUAUUGACCUGUGGCCGGCAUUUUGAUAUAAUAAGAUAAAGUAAAGUUAUCACAAUUUAUCCUUUAGCUAGUUUGAUGUAGUACCAGGUAGUAAAUAAAAUAUGCUUCUAAAUUUCUUAAAUUACAUACUUAUUUAUAUCAAUAGCAUUACAUGCUUGACAUGUUAUUAUUCUUAUAGGUGACAAGCUAAAUGAUCACUGCUUAUUGGGAGAUACAGACAAAUUGCAGGUUUUACAAU